UGAAGGCCAUUCUAAACUUCCUUCGUCUUCUUAACUGACUCAGUAUCGGGAAGUGUAGAUUCGCAGGCUGAUAUUGUUAUCACUGCACGGCGGUGGAUAUUAGCGUUAGCGCAGAGGCCGCUUGAAAAUCAGUUAACUCCGACUGGAUUGAGUUUUAUCGCUUGGAUAAAUUCAUCGUUCGCGUUGAUAAGAAUCAACCAUGGGGAAUAAAGGCGGUAAAAUGAAGGUCAAUAAAGACAAGAAUGGCGAUAAUGCUGCAGGAAAAACGGAGGGAAAUGAAGAGUCGGAUAAUGCCGACGAUGUUGCAGCAAAGACAGAAAAUGACAACAUAGAAGGAGAAGCGCCAACAGCUGAGGAUCAGGGUGAAAGCAAGAAAGUCGAAAAUACCGCUGCUGAAGAGGAUUCAAAGGCAAACGCUGAAAAUACCGAAUCAGAUAGUCCUAAAAAAUCAGACCAAACACAACAAAAUAAAGAAGAGCAGGAAGACAAUAAAAUUGCAGAUAAAAGCACAGAUGAGAUGAAAAUUGAAGGACUGAAAAAUACUGAAGCAAAAGAGGAAACAAUCGAAACUGAAACAAAGGCUGAAACAACAACAAAUACUGAGUCAGAAAAUACGAAAAUACAAGAAAGUAAAGAAGAACAGGCAGAUAAUAAAAUGGCAAAUAAAAGCACAGACGAGGUGAAAAUUGAAGGACUGAAAAAGACUGAAACAAAAGAAGAAAUAAUCGAAACUGAAACAAAGGCUGAAACAACAACAAAAACUGAGUCAGAAAAUACGACCCACCAAGAUGACAAGCCAAAUUCUGAACCGAGAACGACCGUAGAAAAAGAAAGUGAUACACAUAUUUCUGAGAAGAAAUCAGCUGAUAAAAAUGAUACAGAUGAAACGGAAUCUACUGAAAAUACAGAAAGCACGAAUGAUAAUGAGACAAAAGACACCGCGAAACCAGAUUCUUCGGAAGAAGAUAAACAACUUAACAAGAUUGAAAAUGCUGCCGAUGAAGGCAUCGUAAAGAAGAACGCAGAAGAUAUUGUGGUACAAAAUAAAACAGAACAAGAAAUACAUAUCGAGGAAAAAGGUAAAGCCGACGAGAAUGAAACGCAAUCUUCUGGUAAAGAAGUUCAUAUUGCCACAAAUGCUGCUAAAUUUGUUGAUACAGAUGAAACUAAAGAAGAUGCAACUAAUAUCGCUGAUAAACGAGAAUCUAACACAGAAGAACGUGCAAUAAGUGAUACGAACGAGGAUGAGAAAACAGAAGAUAUUACAGAAUCGAAGGACAAAUUACAAGAACAGAAUGAAGAAGAAGAAACUAAAAACGAAAUAAAAACUGUUGAUGAAUCAAAGAUAACUGUGGCAAAAGAAUUCCGUUGGGAGGGAGCAGCAAGCGAUGUUCAACUAGCCGGUUCAUUCAACGAUUGGGGCGAUAAAUUUUUACUAGCUAAAAAGGAUGGAGUUUUUACCGUAACGCUCAACCUUAAGCCCGGCGAAUACACAUAUAAAUACUUGGUAGAUAGCGAAUGGAAACUCGACUCCAAUCAGCCAACAAAAGCGGAUGGUGCUGGGGUUGAAAACAACGUGAUAACCGUAUGAAACCUGUAAACAUCAAUCAUCGCAUGGACUACUUUAUAUAACACUGGACCUGUCAUUGAUUGAGAGAUUUGAAUGAUUAACGAAUGGAAUUGACUGAACAUUAACGUGCAAAAUAUAGGAAAUUGAAGAAAUUAGGGAAAUAAUGAUAUGCUAUAUUACACGUUUAAUAUUAAACAUCGUAUAUUUCAAAAGAAAUGUCACCCAAAGAUAAUUGGAAAUGUGUAGACUAGUUAUGUUUUAUUCAAAGUCUAGUGUUUUUUAUUAUACAAUUAUAUCACGACAUUCUGUUUAAACAUUGAACAAAAUGUUAAAGGAUCUUGAACAUAAUUAAAUUCGAAAUUCGAUCUACUACACAUAAUUUCCGGACAGCGGACGACAAUUUUGGACUGUUUCCUCCUACCAGAAUGUUUCAAGAACAAAGAGUUGAUCAACCCACUUAUGUCACUUCAAAAUGCAUUGUUAUCGAAGAACUCCGUAUUGUUUGAUUUGUAUCAAUUUCCGACAAAACGUGUUAAGAAUGGUGAAUUUUGAUUAUUUAUUGUUUACAUCUUUACUAAAUAUGCAGAAUAUGCUAUGAAUAGCUUUAUUUGGACACCCACGCAGCCCCACACAUUGUCCGUCAAAUAUCCAAUUGUUCUGUAUCGAAUAACAUAAAGACUAUAUUUCAUGUAUUAUUAUAUAUAUGAAGAUGUUAA
This is a messenger RNA of Dreissena polymorpha, 2286 nucleotides long. Its product is annotated as protein starmaker-like. The coding region runs from base 200 to 1591 and encodes 463 amino acids. The transcript is spliced from 7 exons. The record is from RefSeq and is a predicted model, not a curated record. NCBI's taxonomy places the organism in Eukaryota, Metazoa, Mollusca, Bivalvia, Myida, Dreissenidae.